Hippocampus comes (tiger tail seahorse) is the source of this 2561-nucleotide messenger RNA. RefSeq names its product ankyrin repeat domain 33Ab (gene ankrd33ab). The transcript is spliced from 4 exons. The coding region runs from base 20 to 1366 and encodes 448 amino acids. Gene Ontology annotation, molecular function: protein binding. Lineage: Eukaryota; Metazoa; Chordata; Actinopteri; Syngnathiformes; Syngnathidae. The record is from RefSeq and is a predicted model, not a curated record.
CUGACUCUGCUGGUGGAAAAUGGCCACCGCAGCAGAGGACCCUCACCUGGGUGCAGGCCCUGAUGAUGAGGACGGGUCUCUGUCGGGUUGGGACUCAGACAGCAUCCUGUCCGACGACUCUGUGCUGCCAGACUACACGCCGGAGACAUCCGACGGGCCGACGGCAUGCACGCUGUACCAAGCAUGCGCCCGUAAUGACCAGGCCUCUCUACGGAGGGUUCUGGAGAGAGGGGUGACAAGGGAAGAGGUCAUGGACUUGGACAUCAAUAACUGGAAUGGCUUGAUGGUGGCUUGCUGCAAAGGAUUCAUAGACAUUGUGUAUGGUCUGAAUACCUGCCCCUACAUAGACAUCAACCAUCAGGACAACGAAGGCAACACAGCACUGAUGAUUGCAUCCCAAGCAGGUCACGUUAACACGGUCAUGUACCUCCUAAACUAUUACCCCGGAAUAGACACAGAAAUAAAAGACUGCCGUGGCUUCACAGCCCUCAUCAAAGCUGCAAUGACGGGCCGCGAUGACGUGGUUGCUGCGCUCGUGAUGGCCGGGGCUGACAUCAACGUAACAGACACCACGAGAGGAAAGUGCGCUCAGGACUGGGCGCUAAAAACAGGUCGCUAUGAGACACUGUAUCGUCUGCGCCGCCUCAAAAUGAGGCCAAAAGCUGAGCAGUUUUGUGAAAGCUACAUCCCGGAGUGGCCUGAGCUCAAGGAGAGGGUCGCAAAGGCUAUGGCGGAAAAAAGCACCCGGGAAAAAAUCACCCAUCACAUUAAGAACACAUUUGGAUUCCGAUUUCCUCAUGACCCCGAGGAUAACGGAGUUUUGGACCAUAUGGUGCGGAUGACCACCAGUAUCCACAGCCCCCUCAUUUCCACUGGGUGUCGUCCACUGUGCCCCACCAGUCCCCCUGAAUUGGGCAAGCGGCGCCUCGCCGUACCAGAGCUGAUGAAGAAACACUCCGAGAAGGAACUGGAGGAAAGUUCCGUGUGCCACAGCAACGGCUCCGUGUCACACAUCAUUCCCUCCAUCCACUCGGCUGACUCCAUCGCGACAACCUGCUGCGCCGACGCUGAGAGGAGGGGCAGCAUCCUCUCACUGGCCUCCACCAAGGUCGCCUCCAAGUUCAUCCCUCGAAGUAUGGCCAGGAGAAACAGCGUGUUCCCUUCGGGAUGUAUCCCCCAGAUCAAUAUCAACAGACCAACAGAGGCCACGCCAAAGAAAGAAAAGAAGAAGAAGGCAGAGAAAGGCUACCUGGAACCACCAAAGUGGAAAUAUAAGGAGAUCAAGGAAGAAAAGAAGAAGGAGAAAAAGGAGAAAGAAAAAAAUGAGAAAAAAAGAGAACACAACCGCACAAAGACCAAAAAAUAACUUAAUUCCUAAAGCUUUAUUAUUUCAGAACCGAAGUUUUUUUUUUUUUUUUAAAUAAUUACUACUCAGGGUUUCAAAACAGUCAUGAUUGAUUCAUGAAAACAAAUAAGCUGAGAAACACAGUUUCUGUUCAAGCAGUGGAACCUCGGUUUUCAUAUGCUCUAGUUUUUGUCCAGUUUUUGUCUUUUUUUUUUUUGCCAAAAUUUUGUCACAGUUUUCAUACAUCUACCGGUACUCAAUUUUCAUGAAGUUGAAAAUGGUUGUCGAUAUUCAUUUCAGGGCAUAGAAUUAAUUGCAAAAUACUGAGUAGUUGAAGGUUAAUCUGUCCAUUUCAUUAAUUAGUUACAUUUAUUUCACACUGAUUUCGGUGUAUUAAACUACAGUUGUUCUCCUAAAAUAUAUCAUUAUUAAUAUUUGUUGUUGGGUAGGGUGGAAUAGACAAAUUGGAUUUGCAUUAUUUUCUAUGGGAAAUAUUUCUUCAGUCUCUUAAAGAACAUGAUAGUUAUUAGUUUUCUUUUUUAUCGGCUUUGAUACAAUAUGUAAAACCUAUGGCUACUGAUUCAGUUUCUUUGGUGCAAAUUAUGCACCGAGGCAUCUAUUGCAACUACCUCAUAAGUUCAAAAGGCACAGACAUGACUACACGAGGGAUGGGCAAUUUCUGGUUAGUUGUAUUUAUUCAUUUCUUCAAUUCAUUCAUCUAAUUAAAUAAUUAGUUAAUGUAUUCAAUAUAUCCAGAUAAUUAUUUAAAAUUUGUGGGGAAAAAAUAGACAUCAACAUUCAAAUAUUCAAAUAUAUUUUAAUCAAAUAAUUGUCUCAUUAAACCCAAUUAAAUAUGAAUACAAUUAAUAUGAGAAUGAAUUAUUUACAUCCACGGGAAAAAAAAUGUGAACCGAGCAAAAACAUCUGGUGCUUAUUUGUGAACUACACCAAAAUUGUCGGUGUCAACCCCUCUGAAUAUUGACACACAUAAGCAUAUUAAUUAAUAUUAAUCGUUAUCAUGAUGUGCAUUUAUUUUAUCGUCUGUUUGGCAAAUAUAUGAUUUACUGAAUAAAAUAAAAAAUGUAUAUGUUGUAAAUAUGGAGCAAACUUGCAUUAAAACUGAGAAUGCCAGACAGUAAUCCUCAAAUGUUAAGAAUUUAAUGUAUUAUUUUGCCCAAUGCGUUUUAGAUAGAUAGAUAGAUAGAUAGAUAGAUAG